Messenger RNA from Porites evermanni, 993 nucleotides. Lineage: Eukaryota; Metazoa; Cnidaria; Anthozoa; Scleractinia; Poritidae. The record is from the annotation of a GenBank genome assembly.
AUGGCUGCAAUCACAGACAGUACCAGUUUCUUCAAUGUGACAAGCGACAAACUUUCAAGUGAUCUGUGGCUGACUGUGGGGAAUUUAAAGACCAUAUCAAUGACUACUUCUAUUCCUUCGAUGGUCAUGUCUCCUUUUAUCGUUUGUGGAAAUUUGCUGGUCGUUUUAUCAGUUUGGAAAGAUCCUCUGAAGAAACUAAGGUCUUUGCCAUCUAAUCGCAUCAUCGCAUCGAUGGCAAUUGCCGAUCUUCUGGUCGGUUUAGUGGUGUGUCCGUUAAUGGUGUACUGGGGCUGGGCCAUUUUCCAGAACAAAAAUCUGACAUUUCCAGCGCUCAAAGCUUUUUCUGUCUUAGUGGAUGUUAGUGCGGGACACGUUCUGCUCCUUACUGUCGACAGGGUAUUUGCUUUAGUAACCCCUCUCCAGUAUCGAGUUAAAGUAACAAACAGACGAGUUUGUAUCGCAAGUAUUGCAUGUUGGGCAUAUUUCAUACUCUUUGGAUGUGCAUUUGGUUUGUGGGCAAGAGAAGAUCUCAUUCUGGGAAUAAUCUUUAAUUUACAAAGCCUCUGCAUUCUUAUAGGCAUAUUGGUUUUAAAUUUGGUCAUUCUAUUUGCCUUUCGCAAGCACCGCAAGACUAUAGCAGCACAAGCCCAGUCGACGGCAAAUCGCCAAAUGAUGCUUCAAAGGGAAAGGAAACUAUCCAAGGCCAUUGCAAUCGUUAUCUGUGCAUUUCUUAUAUGCUUCGUACCGUGGUUUAUAGUGCAGUUUUUGUUCUAUUUUUGUGCACCAUGUACCCGUCAAUUAUCGCGGUUGAUGUUAGUUUAUACAUCGACUGCUGCGUUAUUGUUUGCCAAUUCCGGAGUAAAUCCAUUUUUGUACGCGUGGCGGCUUCCCCGGUACCGAGAUACGUUCAAAUACUUUUUGAAAAAUCGGAGGGAGUACUGUUUCAUUAAAAAGAGCCAAGUUGAAAACUUUGCUUGUGAAACAAGGUUGUGA